AUGAAGUAUAUGCGGAGCAACAGCUUAAAGAGGCUCUUUUCCUUCGGAAGACGCGGUUUUGGGGAAGAGAACGAUGUGGGAUUGGUGGUUCCUCCUUAUGUACAGAACCCUCCAAGACCCUCUUGGAAAUGCUUCUCUUAUGAAGAGUUAUUUGAUGCCACCAAUGGCUUUAGCUCAGGAAAUUUGAUUGGGAAAGGAGGAUAUGCAGAGGUUUACAAGGGAAGGUUGAAUGGUGGUGAAGAAAUUGCAGUGAAGAGGCUCACUAGAACUUCGAGGGAUGAGAGAAAGGAGAAGGAGUUUCUGACUGAGAUUGGAACAAUUGGUCACGCGCGUCACUCCAACGUGUUGCCUCUUCUAGGAUGUUGUAUUGACAAUGGACUUUACCUCGUUUUUGAGCUAUCCACUGUUGGUUCUGUUGCUUCCCUUAUUCAUGACGAGAAAGUUCCUCCUUUGGAUUGGAAAACAAGGUAUAAGAUAGCUAUUGGGACUGCACGUGGCCUUCACUACUUGCAUAAAGGUUGCAAGAGGAGGAUAAUCCACAGGGACAUCAAGGCCUCAAACAUUCUGUUGACGGCAGAUUUUGAGCCAAAGAUAUCUGAUUUUGGCCUAGCAAGGUGGCUUCCAUCUCAGUGGACUCAUCAUUCUAUAGCCCCAAUAGAAGGGACAUUUGGGCAUUUGGCACCUGAGUACUACAUGCAUGGAGUUGUGGAUGAGAAGACAGAUGUAUUUGCCUUUGGUGUUUUCUUGCUUGAAGUCAUUUCUGGGAGGAAACCGGUUGAUGGGUCUCACCAAAGCUUGCACAGCUUGGCUAAACAAAUAUUAAAUAAAGGUGAGAUAGAAAAGCUGGUAGAUCCAAAGCUUGGAGGGGCUUAUGAUGUGACACAGUUUAAUAGACUUGCCUUUGCUGCCUCGCUGUGCAUUCGAGCAUCUGCAACUUGGCGACCUACCAUGAGUGAGGUAUUGGAAGCAAUGGAGGGGAGGGAAAUGGAUAAAGAGAAGUGGGUAAUGCCAAAGGAAGAAGAGCAAGAAGAAGAAUUUUGGGAUUUUCAGGAUCUGGAAUACGCAUAUGACAGUUCCUUUUCAAUUUCUCUACCUGACUCCAUUGGAAGUACUUAG
Molecule: messenger RNA, 1116 nt
Organism: Abrus precatorius (Indian licorice)
Lineage: Eukaryota; Viridiplantae; Streptophyta; Magnoliopsida; Fabales; Fabaceae
Product: probable receptor-like serine/threonine-protein kinase At5g57670
Exons: 7
Coding region: 1-1116 (371 amino acids)
Biological process (GO): protein phosphorylation
Molecular function (GO): protein kinase activity; ATP binding
Source: RefSeq, a predicted model, not a curated record